AUGGCCUCUGCUCGCUCCUUGAUGCGAUUGAGCACUGGCCGCUCGCUGGCAUCGGCCGUGAGGUCGUCCCAGACAUGCCGUGCCUUCUCGUCGACCGUGCAGCUCGCCUCCAAAGUUCCUGAGCCUGAGAAUAUGCGCCAAGCGCACCGUCCCCCCCAAGGAGCUCUUCGCGCGCCUGUCGUCAACCCCGCCGACAAGUACCAGGACAAGACCGAGAGCCUGCACAAGUACGGCCAAUAUGUCAUGUCCUGCCUGCCCAAAUACGUUCAGCAGUUCUCUGUGUGGAAGGACGAGCUCACGAUCUACGUUCCUCCCACCGGCAUCAUCCCUGUCAUGAGCUUCCUGAAAUACCACACGGCAGCCGAAUUCACCCAGAUCUCCGAUAUUACCGCGGUUGAUUUCCCCACUCGUGACCAGCGCUUCGAGGUCGUCUACAACCUGCUGAGCAUCCGCUAUAACUCCCGUAUCCGUGUUAAGACCUAUGCGGACGAGGCCAGCCCCGUGCCCAGUGUGACGGGUCUGUACGAAGGAGCUCUGUGGUACGAGCGUGAGGUCUACGACCUGUUUGGUGUCUUCUUCAGCGGCCACCCGGAUCUGCGUCGUAUUAUGACGGACUACGGUUUCGAUGGACACCCUCUCCGCAAGGAUUUCCCUUUGACCGGCUACACUGAGCUGCGCUACGAUGAAGAGAAGAAGCGCAUCGUCAUUGAGCCCCUUGAGCUGACACAGGCUUUCCGGAACUUCGAAGGAGGCACCACUGCUUGGGAGCCUGUUGGCUCUGGCGUUGACCGGAAACCUGACUCGGUAUGUCUGGUAACUAACUCCUGUGAAGCGAUGGAAACUAAUAUGGUUCAAUAUAGUUCAAGCUCCCCACCCCUAAGCCGGAGGAGAAGAAGGAGGAUGAAAAGAAAUAGAGCUCCAGAAUGUAUCCGUAUUUCCCUUUCACGUUGUUUGUAUGUACAUACCGCGUAUACGUCGACGAAUCUUUCGAUUCAAACUCGUUGA
Aspergillus fumigatus Af293 is the source of this 1005-nucleotide messenger RNA. NCBI's taxonomy places the organism in Eukaryota, Fungi, Ascomycota, Eurotiomycetes, Eurotiales, Aspergillaceae. The record is from RefSeq and is a predicted model, not a curated record.